AUCUUAGGCAAAUCUCAUAUUGACAAAGUAAGAGAGAUAUCCAUAAUUCAUGAGUAAGAAGUCGACAUUAAUUACCAGACGCGUUUUUCGGGUGAAAUGAAAGAGUUCUUGUAAAAGUUUCAAUGUUAAACAUGCUUAUCGUAAAAUAAUGCUAGAAUUAGUGACCUACCCUAAAGUUACCUUGAUAUGAUGUGCAUCUAAAGACAAAAAUCGUGCGAGUUUAGACAAAAAGCGAAUAAUAUCUUGAUCUGAACCAUGUUCGAAAUGGUACAAAUAAUGUAGAGCAUUUUAUUUUAUUUGUAAAUGCAAGAUCUUGAAGCUAUAAGGUACGAUAACGUGAUCAAGUGCGGAGGCCGUGCCUUGAUAGGGUGUUCCACUGCACAUCCUUGAAUUGGAACAAUAACAGGAUUAAGAUAUAUUAGUCUACUUGCAACAACAAACCUAUUCUUAUUACUAGUAUUUCUAAUAGAAAACUACAAUUAAUAUCAUACAUUUAAAUUAUCUUUAAUCAUAGAUUAACACAUAAUUUGCAAAUAAACAAAAUCAAAUCAAAACCACAUGCGAAUAACUCAAUCUUUAAAUCUUCAAUUGUUAGAUAAUUGUUAGCUCCAAUGUGUGACGACUCUCAUUCUCUUAUAAUACCACUAUGCCAAUUAUUGGUGUUUGUAUCUAAUUAUCCUCAAACAUGGUUGCAAAGUCGCUCGCCUCUACCAUCUCAUUCCAACCGUCGGUCCUCGGCUAUCCAUGAUCACUUGACCGACUUUAACGACACAAAUUUGAAUGAUUACUAGUAUUUGGUAGAAUAUAUUGACAAUAAGUCUUUGGUAAUUUAUAUGAACAAUACAUAUUUUAUAAAUUUUAUUCAGAGUAUAUAAGACGUUGGGUCAUGACAAAUAAUUAAUAAAUUUUCAUAUAAGAUAUAUUUACUUUUUAAAAAACUGCACCCAUUGCAUAAAAUCCUAGCUACGCUAAUGAACGUGAUCAACAAUAAUUAAUAGUUCCAAACCUUGAAAAUUGUGUGUGAGAUGAUACAGAAACUGCCUGAUUCGAUCCAUCUCCAUAUCUUCAACUGAGUUCGACAUCUAGAACACUAUUCGAAUCCAAGUAUAUGUACCGCGUGCGUAGAUACUCGGCUGAAGAGUUAAUUAAUUAAUUAAUCAUUUUAAUGCGAUGCAACCAAAAGUCAAAUUGUGCGUUCGUUUCCGGGUCAACUAUAUAGCAUGAAGCCAGCUCCCGCGCUUGGAGCAACAAACAUAUCUGCGCCCCUUAUUAUUAUUAUUAUUAUUAUUAUUCUAUAACAUAAAGCGAAUUCUUAAUUAGUUUGUAGGCAAUAUUAAUUGGCACGUGUCAUGCAUUAAUGGGAAUUGAAAUUUGAAACAAACCUCAAGUCAAGUUAUAUGUCCGUUUCCGCGGUCAACAAUUUGGUACUGUGUAGAAUACGAUCGAGUACGUGUCUGUAUACAAUGGAAUCAAAAGUAUGCAUAUAUAUAUUUAUAUUGAAGCACAGCUUGAAGAGUUGGCAUUCACAAAGCAAAUCAAGUCUCAUCGAUCAAUUUUCAAAGGGAAGCGAUUGGAGGAGAAAGCGUUGGAGAAGAAGAACCAAGGAAAAGACGAUCGAGCUAGCUAGCUAGCUAGCGUGCGGAAGAACAUAUAGAUAAUUCAGCCCAGGUACGUAGCUAUAUAGAAAUUUGGUGUGUCGUUGUGUAUAUACGAUUUUCUUCGCGAUCGAUAACAAGAAGUAUAUACAUAUUGUUCUUAAUUACUUGAUUUAUUCUCGAUUUAUAUAUAAUCACAAUCGCAUCCAUAUAUAAUGAAUUAGUAUUCUUUAUUUAUACAGGCAAUUAGAAUGACUGCAAGUCAAUCAAUGAAAGUUUCAGUGAGGUCAAGAGAGAUUGUGAAACCGCAGCCAUUAAAGUCCAAGACCGCCAUGGAUGGUGAAGUCGAGGGCGAGCAGAGACGUCCUCCUUUCAAAUUAUGCUUUCUGGACCAGGUCACUCCACCAUACUACACUCCGCUUGUCCUCUUCUACCCUUUGACCAGGAAGGAGAGCAAGAUCGCUUACUGGAGCCCCGAACUAAUGUCCAACAACCUCAAGAAAUCGCUAUCCCACGCCCUCACCUCUUUCUACCCGCUAUCCGGAAGGGUGAAAGACAAUGCCAUCGUUGACGACUUCGAAGCAGGCGAUCCCUUCAUCGAAUCUCGCGUCCAGGGCCAUCGUCUCUCACAAUUUCUCGACCCUCCCAAGCUAGAAUUUCUCAACAAGCUUCUCCCUGUCGAACCAUGUUGUCGCCACACCGAACCCGGGCAGUUGCCUCCUCCACAAGUCACCGUUCAGAUGAACACAUUUGACUGCGGCGGGGUCGCAAUCGGCCUGUGUUUCUAUCACCAGACCAUGGAUGGCGCCACCAUAAGCACGUUCCUCGAGACUUGGGCGGCUCAGUCCCGCCAAUUAAUCGCGCCUGAUAGUGCAAAAAAAGUCGCACACGUGUCUUUAAUUGACACGCUGUGGUUUCCACCGGAGAAGAACACCGCCGCCACAGCCGCAACCACCAGGAGAUUCGUGGUCUCGAAUCCCGCGAUAGCCGCCCUGAAAUCUCGGGCGACUGGCGCGGGCAUUGAAAAUCCAACUAGGACCGAAGCAAUAUUAGCUUUCGUUUGGAAAUCCAUGCUGGCAGCGGCCGCAGAUUCCGAAUCUCCGAAGCCGUUGUGUCUUUGUCAAUCCGUCAACUUGAGGUCAAGAAUGAAGAAGAAGAAUAGUACUCAUGGUCAUGAUUUGAUAUUUUCACCACACUCCAUUGGAAACCUCUUCUCGGUGGCGGUGUCGUUUUGCGACAAUCCUGAUGACGUGGACGAUGACGAUUUCAUUUGCUUUCUAUGUUGUUGUAUCAUCAUUUUAAUAAUAACUUCUUUCUGUCUUUGCACUUGUAAUACGAGUAAUCGAGUAUGAACGUUACGUAACGUACGUCUGAUUUUUAGCGUUCCUACUUUGGGUCCUUAACUAAUGUGUGAUUUAUCACGGGCCAGGCUCCCAAGAUGAAUGAUCUGGUUGGGCCCUUCUUUUACUAGGCCCAAUUCUUUAAGAGUUGACACGCAAGCUAUCUGGUUCACUGGAGAAUCAUAUCGUAAAUAGUAAAAACUAAAAAGUGAAUUAUUAAAAAUUUGACCUUUUGAGAAUUUAGGAUGAAGAAAUAUCAGCACAACUAAUAAAACCCGGUUGAGGGGUAAACAAUUCCUUGAAUAAGGUUCUCAUUGGUUU
Molecule: messenger RNA, 3256 nt
Organism: Linum trigynum
Lineage: Eukaryota; Viridiplantae; Streptophyta; Magnoliopsida; Malpighiales; Linaceae
Source: the annotation of a GenBank genome assembly